This is a messenger RNA of Ostrinia nubilalis (European corn borer), 2424 nucleotides long. RefSeq names its product telomerase reverse transcriptase-like (gene Tert). The record is from RefSeq and is a predicted model, not a curated record. The transcript has a single exon. Bases 232 to 2379 code for a protein of 715 amino acids. Gene Ontology annotation, biological process: telomere maintenance via telomerase. Gene Ontology annotation, cellular component: telomerase catalytic core complex. Gene Ontology annotation, molecular function: telomerase RNA binding; telomeric repeat DNA binding. NCBI's taxonomy places the organism in Eukaryota, Metazoa, Arthropoda, Insecta, Lepidoptera, Crambidae.
AUAAAUCCAACAUGCAAAUUAUUGAAUGACUGAUUCUUUGGUUUUAUUAUUUUAUUCGUGAUUUUAUUAACCCGUGUCGAACAUGAUUUGUGGAACGGAACGUGGUGUAGUAUUUUGGACAAGUCGUAACAAGUCGCCGCAAUAUUUGAAUUUUAAUGAGUUUGGACGCUUGUAAACAAUCAAAACAAUUGAAAUUCUGUGAAAGUUUUCAUGUAGUUUUGAAACAUCUUCAUGGAUGUCCCAAUUUGUUUCACUCAACACUUUGUGGAUAAACAGAAUGUGAGAUCUUAUGGAAAUAUUUUAAAGAAAAGUCUCCUGAAGGAGGAAAAUGAAACACAGUUCCUGAGAAAUAUUUUUGAAGAUGAAAAUUUGGUGAGUGGAUUGCGCCCUAACUUGCUACAACAUCUAAGGAUUUUAAGAGAAAAUGUCCAAAAAUAUUCAAAGCAGGACUUUAGAAAUUACUUUCCAGAAAAUGGAUUUACUGGAGAUAGUAAAGAAAGUAAAGAAUUAAACUCUCUGAAUAAAAGUGAAAUCUUCUCAAAAUGCUGGCUUGCCUUGUAUGAUAUUAUACCAAAGGAGCUCUAUGGAAAUGGGCACAAUGAAAAUGUAUUCAAGAAGUUUGUACAAAUUAUUGUACUACAUGGCAUGAAACGCCAACAUAUUUUAUUAAGUAAAAUACUUUUAAAAUGGGAUUUUUCACCGAAUGUGUGGCAUCAGCUAGACAGAACAGUCUCUCAGAAAAUUCUAUACCAUAUUCUUAUGUGGAUAAUUCGAAAUUUAUUGUCUCCAAUGAUAUGCUUGAAUUUUUACGUUACAACUUGUAAAUUAGAUGCAGAUGAAAACAAGCUGCACUUCUUUUGGAAGAACCAAUGGCAGAGUUUUUACGAUAAAACUAUCCAUAAGAUGAUUUGCCGAAGCGUUAUAAAGAUAUCCCCUCCAUAUUGUAUGGGAAGAAAAUAUAAACAACACCAUAGUCAUUCAAACAAAAUUAAACUUAAGAUGUUAAUGAAGGAAAUACCUAAGCUGCAUCUAGUCUUGAAAGCAAAUCAUGAUUGCAGGCCAAUAGUUCGAUAUAAAAAUGAUUCUCUAACUCCUGCAGAUAAGAACAGAAUAAAAGAACGGUUGAAUUUUCUGAGAAAGUUGACAGGUAGAUCUCAUAAGAAGACUGAAAGCCAAUUCAGUGUAUUAUAUUCCAAUUGGCUAAAAUUAAAUCGCCCAAAAUUAUACUUUAUCAGAACAGAUCUAAGUAAUGCUUUUGGCUGUGUGAAUAAAGAAAAACUUAUAACAAUACUACACGAGAGGUUUCGGAAACUGAAAGAAGAGGCUGGUGUCUCUGAAAAGAUGUUACAUCAAUUUAAAGAUAUGAUUUCUGAGCUUCGGAGGCCUCUACUAAUACGGGCUGGUUCUACCGUUUAUGAAUGGAAGAAGGGACUGGUACAGGGAUACAAAUAUUCACCAGCACUAUCAGAAUUAUAUUAUAAUCAUUUGGAUGAACAAUAUUUUGAAAAUUUUAUAAAAAUGACUGAAAACAACAUAAAACUAUUUGUCAGAGUUGUAGAUGAUUAUCUGUAUGUCACAGAUUCAUUAGAAGAUGCUGAAAUGUUUUUAAAAGCGUUAUCAAACUAUGAUAAUGUGAACUAUGAGAAGACUGUUGUAAACUUUUCCCACCCAACGAUUAAAUAUAGCGAAGAAAUUACUUUUUUGGGUUACUGCUAUAACACUGUUAUGCUGCAUGUUAGCAGAGCACAAAAUGUAUUAACCGGUCAAAUGUGUUAUAAAAUAACAUUUAAUAGUUCAAUAGAUAAUAUUUACAAGUUUUUAGAAACACGUAUCGGACAGUCAAGUCAGAUCAGUGGCCAUAUUUUCAAUUUUAUUCACAACUCUGAGGAAAUUGUUUGGGGGCAUAUAUUUAGCACAUUUUUUUUAUCAGCGAAUAAAUUUUGUACAAUAUUAGCCAUGCUUUGCGAUGAGUGUGAAAUGAGGGAUCUCUUGAAGUUGUACAAAAGGAAAGUUACUGUAAGACUUACUAACACUAUUUUGGAAGUGCUGAUGAAGAAUAAGCCUAAGGAUUAUACGUUUAUGUAUUGCAUAAACCAUUUUCGGUAUAUUUCUUGGUUGGCGUUGAGUUUGUGUGCGAAAUUGACCCCUAAAUGUUUGAAGCUAGUGCCGUUUAUCAAAGAUGAACUGGCGAAAUCGAAUUGUUUGUUUGGGAAGUGGAGGGAUCAUGCAAGCAGGAUCGAUAUUGAUGGAAACAUCUUGCGACAGGCUGUGAAAGUAGUAUGCAGAAGGACAGACUUGAGAGCCAUAGUCAAAAAGUUUGAUACUCUACCAGAAGGGUUCCAGUGUUACCACCAUAAAUUACUUUUAAAAAGCAAUUAACUUAUUUUGUUACUGUUAUAAAAAUAAAAACCAGAUUUUACAUAA